This is a messenger RNA of Besnoitia besnoiti, 528 nucleotides long. Its product is annotated as prefoldin, alpha subunit protein. Bases 1 to 528 code for a protein of 175 amino acids. NCBI's taxonomy places the organism in Eukaryota, Apicomplexa, Conoidasida, Eucoccidiorida, Sarcocystidae. The record is from RefSeq and is a predicted model, not a curated record. The transcript has 4 exons. Gene Ontology annotation, cellular component: prefoldin complex; cytoplasm. Gene Ontology annotation, biological process: regulation of DNA-templated transcription; protein folding.
AUGGCGGCAGCGGCGGGCACGGCGGCGGGGCAGCCUGGGAGCCCUGUCAGCCUCAACUCCCUCAACCUGCAGCAGCUCGUGGGCGUUAAGGACCAACUCGACGGGGAAGUGCAGAAUCUGGCGGCUCACCUGCGCACGCUGCGCAUGGCGAGCGGGCGCCUGCAAGAAGCCAGAGACGCCCUCGGCAAGUUCGCUGACGCGAGCGACGAGGCGGAAGACCAGCAGGCGGAAGUCCUCGUCCCUCUCACCAGCUCGGUGUAUGUGAAGGGCCGGCUGGUGACGCGGAAGAAGCUGCUGGUGGACGUCGGAACGGGCUACUUGGUCGAGAAGAACUGCGAAGACGCGAAGAAGGGACUCGAAAAGAACGUGAGCAUGGUGAAUGAACAGGUGACAAAGCUCGAGAAGAUUCUGCCUGAGAAGCAGCGCCAGGCCGAGGCUGCGCAGAACAUGAUUCAGCAAAAGUACUUUCAGCAGCAGCUCAUGCUGCAGCAGCAGAUGCAGGGAGGCGCUCAGCCGGCCUCGAAAUGA